Messenger RNA from Miscanthus lutarioriparius, 918 nucleotides. Lineage: Eukaryota; Viridiplantae; Streptophyta; Magnoliopsida; Poales; Poaceae. The record is from the annotation of a GenBank genome assembly.
AUGCUCGUCGUCGCGCCCGCGGGCUCGUUCCACCAGCACCACCAGCGGGUGGCCGCCGACGACCCCGUGCUCCCGCUCAUCACCGCGGCGCAGCGCACCCUCGUCGACGCGGACGCCGCCGCCUCCGGCAACGGCAAGCCGCCCGUGUCGUCCGCUGGCGGCGCCAUCCAGUUCUGGCACCAGGAGCCGGCCGCGGAUGGGUCCCCCGGCAACGGCAAGAAGGCCCUCGCCAUGUUGGACCACGGCCGCGGCGGGUCCGGGUCCGGCGCGGCGACGUGCCAGGACUGCGGCAACCAGGCGAAGAAGGGCUGCGCGCACAGCCGCUGCCGCACGUGCUGCAACAGCCGUGGCUUCGACUGUGACACCCAUGUCAGGAGCACCUGGGUGCCCGCCGCGCGCCGCAAGGAGCGCCUGCAGCUCGCCGGUACCGCCGGCGCCUCCCCUCCUCCGCCCACACCCGCCGCGACCAAGAAACCCCGCCUCGCGUGCCCGACCCCCACGACGACGACGACGACCAAUUCUCGCGCCUCCACCUCCAACGCCACCACGCCUCGCAGCUUCGACACCUCCUCGAGCCACCAAGACGCGUCGUUCAAGGACAGCCUGCCGCGGCAGGUGCGCGGGCCGGCGGUGUUCCGGUGCGUGCGGGUGACGUCCGUGGACGACGGCGCCGCGGGCGGCAGCGGCGAGGUCGCGUACCAGGCGGCGGUGACCAUCAACGGGCACCUGUUCAGGGGCCUCCUGUACGACCACGGCGCCGAAGCCGACGGCCGCGCCGCCGCCUCCGCCGCCGUGAUGCCCACCGCGUCCGACCUCAACCUCAGCAGCGCUGCCGCGGCCGCAGCGGGCCCCAACCUGUACAGUGGCGCCAGCGCCCCGCUCAUCCUCGGCGGCCUGGGCUACGGUAACACACCAUGA